GGGGCCGUGGAGUCCAUCGCCAUGAAGAACCCCAAGGAGCGCACGGCGCUGUUUGAGGAGAUCAGCCGCUCGGGGGAACUGGCCCCCGAGUACGACAAGCGCAAGAAGGAGAUGGUGAAGGCCGAGGAGGACACGCAGUUCAAUUAUCACCGCAAGAAGAACAUCGCGGCCGAGCGCAAGGAGGCCAAGCAGGAGAAGGAGGAGGGGGCAGUGGAGUCCAUGGCCAGGAAGAACCCCAAGGAGAGCACGGACCUGUUUGAGGAGAUCAGCUGUGUGUUGCAGGGGGCCGUGGAGUCCAUCGCCAUGAAGAACCCCAAGGAGCGCACGGCGCUGUUCGAGGAGAUCAGCCGCUCGGGGGAACUGGCCCCCGAGUACGACAAGCGCAAGAAGGAGAUGGUGAAGGCCGAGGAGGACACGCAGUUCAAUUAUCACCGCAAGAAGAACAUCGCGGCCGAGCGCAAGGAGGCCAAGCAGGAGAAGGAGGAGGCCGACCGCUACCAGCGCCUCAAGGACGAGGUGGUUCGGGCCCAGGUGCAGCUGCAGCUUUUCAAACUCUUCCACAACGAGGCCGAGAUCGAGAAGCUCAACAAGGAGCUGGGGCUGAAGAACCGCGAGAUCGACAAGGACAAGAAGAGGAUGGACAGGGUGGAGGACGAGCUCAAGGACCGCAAGAAGGAGCUGGGCAAGAUGAUGAGGGAGCAGCAGCAGAUCGAGAAGGAGAUCAAGUGAGCCUGGGGUCCUGGUCCUGGGCUUGGGGGUCC
Molecule: messenger RNA, 761 nt
Organism: Ficedula albicollis (Collared flycatcher)
Lineage: Eukaryota; Metazoa; Chordata; Aves; Passeriformes; Muscicapidae
Product: structural maintenance of chromosomes protein 1A-like
Exons: 4
Biological process (GO): sister chromatid cohesion
Cellular component (GO): cohesin complex; nucleus
Molecular function (GO): DNA binding
Source: RefSeq, a predicted model, not a curated record